Gloeophyllum trabeum ATCC 11539 is the source of this 1596-nucleotide messenger RNA. RefSeq lists its product as uncharacterized. Gene Ontology annotation, molecular function: DNA replication origin binding. The record is from RefSeq and is a predicted model, not a curated record. The transcript has 5 exons. NCBI's taxonomy places the organism in Eukaryota, Fungi, Basidiomycota, Agaricomycetes, Gloeophyllales, Gloeophyllaceae. Gene Ontology annotation, cellular component: nucleus; nuclear origin of replication recognition complex. The coding region runs from base 1 to 1596 and encodes 531 amino acids. Gene Ontology annotation, biological process: DNA replication; DNA replication initiation.
AUGUCGGAACACCUACCGACCUUCGAAACGCUAUCCGCCGCAUACCCCUCGCACAAGCCCGUCUUGCUCACACUGCAGACUCUGCUGACCGCUACAUCGCCGCCUUUCAUCUACAUAACCGACCCAUACACGCCGAGAAUCACCUCAAACGUGCUCAAGCAGUUCCUUGCAGGGCUGGUACCUUCACCUUCAAAGAGCAAGCGCACUGUGUACGCGCACGCGUGCCUGAAUGCCAUCUCAGCUUUCACGCCUCGUCUCUUCUUUGACACAGCGCUCAACGCGCUGGCGGGGCACGUACCACUGUGGCAGGAAGGGUGUGCGAAUUGGAGGGGAAAUGAGGGUGUAAGGUAUAACGAGAGCGUGGACGGCUUUAUCUGGGGGAUCAGGGAUGUGUGCGAGUAUUUAAGGCAGGGUCAGGAACAGACUGGCAAACGGGAGUCGAAAGGAAAGGAGAAGGAGAGGGAUGUGGAUGUCAGGAUGGUCUUGGUCGUCGAGAGGGCGGAGCGGCUCCUGCCCGAGCUUGUUGUCCCGCUGACCAGGCUAGCCGAGUUGACACAAACGCCUAUCACGACUAUAUUGACCUCGUCUCUCCCGUGGCAAGACACCAAGCCCCCUCUUGGCGCCUCCCCAGAUCCGUUCUUCAUGCAAGUCGGCCCGCCGAGCAAGGAGUCUACGCUACACAUCCUCUCAAGCGUCUUCUCCGACCUACCCCGCCCAGACUCGGACCCCACGAUAAGCAGGGUAUCGCAAGACAGCAUCCGGACACUGCACACCCCGUACCUUUCCACCCUCCACUCCGUCUGUGCACCCUUUGUCCCCGACCCAGACGAGCUCGCGUACAUCGGCGCAGCCCUGUGGCCCGCGUUCCUGCACGAGCUCGGCCGCCUCUUACGCGCCCACGAACAAGCCGGCGAUGAAAUCGAAAUCACCGAAGAAACAAAAAUGCGGCUGCUGCGUGCCUUCGCGCCCAAAUUCCGCGAGGCGCUCGAGGCGCUGUUCCCGCGGCUCGCGUGCGCCGCCGACUUCCUCCCUUCGUCCCGCGCUGGGGAGCCGCGGGACAAGGACACGGCGAUGAGCCUGACGCGGACGGAGAAGUACGUGCUGAUCGCGGCGUACCUCGCCUCGACGAAUCCGCCCAAGUCCGACAUGCGCAUGGUGUACCGCGGGUCGGAGGGCGACCGCAAGCGGCGGAGGAGAAGGCGGUCCAGUGUUCUUGCGUCCCCGUCCAAGAAGGACGGCGGGGCUGUGAAGAUCCCGCAGCGCCUGCUGGGCCCGACGACGUUCCCGCUAGACCGGAUGCUCGCGAUCAUGGGCAACCUGAUGAUCGAGCACGAGGAGGAGCUGGACUUUGGCGGGGACGAGUGGGAGAUGGAAGGAUUGGGCCGGGAGCGGAACGCAGAGGUCGAGGUGGGGCGCGUGGGCGUCCUGGGCGCGAUCACAAAUUUGACGCAGAGUCAUCUGCUCAUACGCACCUCCCCGCCCGAGCGCAUUGACGGCCCUCCGACGUUCAAGUGCGGGGUCGGGUACGAGGUCGUGCUCGGGCUCGCGCGGGAGGUUGGGGUGAGUCUGGGCGAGAGGAUAUGGGAAGCAGCCUGA